Messenger RNA from Caenorhabditis briggsae, 2535 nucleotides. RefSeq names its product Protein CBR-REC-8 (gene Cbr-rec-8). Lineage: Eukaryota; Metazoa; Nematoda; Chromadorea; Rhabditida; Rhabditidae. Gene Ontology annotation, cellular component: synaptonemal complex; cohesin complex. Gene Ontology annotation, molecular function: chromatin binding; protein binding. The record is from RefSeq and is a predicted model, not a curated record. The coding region runs from base 1 to 2535 and encodes 844 amino acids. Gene Ontology annotation, biological process: replication-born double-strand break repair via sister chromatid exchange; synaptonemal complex assembly; mitotic sister chromatid cohesion. The transcript is spliced from 8 exons.
AUGGUCAUCACUACCGAGAAUAUUAAAAACAAUCGAGAUUUGUAUGUGACAUGGAUGAUGGCAACCGGUGAAUCAAAGAAGCUCUCUCGGAGAGAGGUUUUGAGUCAAGACCUACCUUCCAUUUGUGAACAGAUUUUGCAACUGGCUCCAGAAAAAAAAGAUAAAAAAGAGAAAAAAGUCGAUUAUACUAAUAAAACUGGGUUAUACCUUUUGUCUCUUCUUACUUUGGGGACAGUUCACAUCCAUCGCUCGCAAGUAGAGUUUUUGCAGCGAGAUUUCGAGAAGCUGAAGGAACAGAUGCGAAAGAAGAGUUUGUGCCUCCGGAUAGCAGAAAAGUUGGAUCGAGACGAAAAAACUAAAAGAUCCCAAAACAACAUCAACUCUGGCUCGAUGUUAAUUGCAAAACCCGAAGAAGUGGACGAUAUUGAUUUGAGUCAGUUGCAGCUUAUUAGUGAACAAAUAGGAAUUAAUGGGGAUCCUGGUCUUCUCCUGAUUAUGGAUGCAUUACCUCAAUGGAGACAAGAUGAUAGCGACUUGGUAAAUCAAUAUGGUUCGGUUGUUCCUUAUUCAAGCCAGCCGGAUGCGGGAAUUCAGGAAACAUUCAUUGAAGGGAAUGGCUCCAAGGAAAAUAGCAAAGAAAGGAGAUCGGUUGUGGUGGAUUUCGAUGUUUUCGAAGCGCCAGCUAUCAACCGUGAAACUGUCCAAAGAAAAGACAUGAAAAAAAGAACUCCAAAUUUGGGUGAACACCAAGAAAACCGACAAGAUCGUGUUCAAUCAGGAGUCGAACAAGACAAAGAAUUGGAGGAAACGCAAAUGCAAGAACUUCAGAAUUUUGUUCCGGACGGUUCAGUUGUUGCCAAUGAACAUAUUCCUUCGAAAAUUCAGGAGCAAGGACCACAGAAUGAACUCUUGGGAGAACCACAAAUGGCUUUUCCAUCCCAGAAUGAGAUGGAUGACGUUCCUCUAAAUAUGCAGACAGAAUUAGCGAAUUUUUUCAACAAAGUCAACUCAAUGUCCGAAAAUGCCGUGAAUUUGCCUCAUAUUGAUGAUCCGGAUGUUUCGCUGCCACCUCCAUUGAAAAAACAAAGAGUUGGCCCAGAAGAAGAAGAAGAUGAAGAGAUGGAAAAAGCAAGACGACGGGUAUCUUCCAGACCAAUCACUCCUCUCAAUCAAGAAGAGUUGACCGUGAUUGAUUCAACUCUGAAAGUUAAUGAAACUAUUCGAACGGAAGGGCCCUCCAUGAACGUCGAAGCGGCCGCUGGUGCUGAUGCACUCAUCAAAGUUAACUCGCCUGAGAAAGAAGGUGAUCCAGUCCCACCAAAAAGCCCUGAUUUUUCUAUUGAUACUCAACCUGUGAUUCCGGUUCGUAAGCAACGAUCUAAAAAGUACUAUCCAUUGGUUCUCGGAAAAGAUCUGGAGCUCGAUGAGGCUGUGCGAGAACAGAUGGAAAUCAACUAUUCGUCAUUGCUAUGCACUGAUGAAAUGAGAGAAAGUUUAAGGGCGAAACUUCCAUCUAAAACGGUCGACCCUAUUCAUUUAAUGAAUAUUCCUGAACCAAUUGGUAGCGUUGGGCACCGAUUACCAGAAAGUCUUCGAAGAUUGUUCAAAUCUCAAAAGUUUCGGGAGUUUAAUGGUGCUGUUGUCUCGGAUGAAGAAUCGGACGAUGAGAUGUCUGGAGAAAAUGAAAAAUACUUCAAUAUGGUCCUUCUAUCACCAAUCCGUGUGGACAAUCAAAUCGAUGGUCGGGAGAACGAUAUGCGAAACAUUUUUGAUGAAGAAUUCAGACGAAACGAACAUUUCGAAUGGAUUGGAAAUCUUCCAGAAAACUCAACUAUUGGAGCCACAAUGCAGCAAGAACCGAAUUCCCGUAAAACGGAUUCGAACGGUAAAAGAUUGGCCAAGGAGAAAUAUUCGUCCAUGUGCUUAUUCGACAGUCCAGAAAAGCAGAAAGAGACAUAUAUCACUGAAAAAUUGGAUCUUCCACCAGUUUUUGAUGCAAACACCUUGAAUAACGGAACCAUGCGGCAGGAUAAUUCAGCGAAUAUUUUGGAGUCUAACAUUGAAAAAGCACGACAACGGCAACAAAAGAGUAGCAUGGGUUUAACAGGCAUCAGAACUGAGAAUUUAGAAGAAAUCUCAUACGAAGCGGAUCGUAUCCUUUUAGCAAAAGACGCGAAAGACGAUGAGUUCGUAUUCUUCUCUUCUGGAUCCCUUUUACCCGACAAUCGAUUUGAUAUUCACCAAGAGCUACUCGACGAAGUCCAAAAAAGACCGUCGGAAUGGGUGGAUUUCAAUCAAUUUGUUGCUGAUCACACUCGUAAAAAAGCGGCGACUGCUUUUGAUGGCUUACUAUUGGCUCUAAAGAACAGAGAGGUUGUUGCCAAACAGGAUAACGCAUUUGAUACCAUUUAUGUGCAUCUACGAGAUCCUGCCACCGAAGAGUCGCAAUCGAUGAGCGAUCCUGUAACCGAACAGGACCUUCCAAUCGAUGAGUUGCAAUUGAUGAGCGUUCCUACAAUCGAAGAGGGUCUUUGA